Penicillium crustosum is the source of this 849-nucleotide messenger RNA. RefSeq lists its product as uncharacterized. The record is from RefSeq and is a predicted model, not a curated record. The transcript is spliced from 3 exons. NCBI's taxonomy places the organism in Eukaryota, Fungi, Ascomycota, Eurotiomycetes, Eurotiales, Aspergillaceae. The coding region runs from base 1 to 849 and encodes 282 amino acids.
AUGGACCCCCUCUCCAUCACCGCUACCGUCAUAGCCUUACUGGAAACAUCAAUCAAGAUCACCAGUCGACUUAGGGACGCAUACUCACGUCAACAAGCUCAACCCAUCUUACUAGCACAGCACCAUGAGGAUUUACGAGGUACUGAGAGUGUCAUAAAGGUUGUUCACAGCCAGAGAUGUCUUGAGACAGCAGCCGUGACAUCCGAGUUGGUAAAAAUGAAGGAUCUGUCACAGGAGCUCCUUACGCUUCUUGAGCGACUAGAUCCAGGGAAGAAGUCUAUUUCCCGCCAGCUGGCCUAUCAACUUAUCAGCGGAUCAAAGGAUGAGGGAAAUUUCGAUAACAUUGUGAAAAGAAUGAACACGGCGAAGACAAACAUCAUCUUGCAUGUACAGGUUGCUAGUGUUGGACUUACCCGUGAUGCCCAAAGCAAUAUUGUCGCCAACACAGCCGAAAUUAGCCACCUUGAUCGGACCCUAAGGGAGCUACUUGGUGAUGGACAGGGAUUGAGGAUUGCAAGUCUGUUGAAAGAUCGGCCCCUGAAUGAAGACGGUACGGUUGUUUUGGACCGAGAUGAUUUGAAUCGGAUUGGAGUAUCUGUUCCCGAUGGAGGAAAUACCCGAAUAAUUAUUGGUAACUUAACACGACUACAAGCGCUGCAGAUCAAUGGACCAGUCGGAGAAGAUGAGUGGAAGACUAUCAGUCACCUUGAGAUCAGAGAUAAUGAGGCUGGCCCAGCCAGCUCGCAGGUCAACUAUCCUGUUUCUGGUACCGUUUUUGCCUCUCUCCUGCUUGACCAUACCAUCAAAUACGUUUUGCUGUUUGUUUUGAUAUAUACUGCUUUGCGGUAG